This is a messenger RNA of Anastrepha obliqua, 1522 nucleotides long. RefSeq lists its product as uncharacterized. Bases 27 to 1337 code for a protein of 436 amino acids. The record is from RefSeq and is a predicted model, not a curated record. The transcript has a single exon. NCBI's taxonomy places the organism in Eukaryota, Metazoa, Arthropoda, Insecta, Diptera, Tephritidae.
AACACUUUUUCUUCCAUGCCGAUCAAAUGGCUACCCAUUUGCAAAUAUAUUUAAAUACAGUUGCUAAUAAAAUUUCCGACUGCAUCACUACUUCAAAGCCUCAAAGUACCUUAGAUGAUAAAGUCAUAUAUUUUCCACCAAAACAAGUGGCGCCUACGAAUUGCACUCAUCGUAUGCACUUGAAAGUUAGUUCUUUGCGGAAAAGCCUAGUAAUGCCUCAAUCAAAAUCACAAGUUAAUGAGACUAAGAAACAGCGUCAAAAUCGUUUAGUUGCAGAGGCUGAAGCUAGAAGUGAAGCAGCUGGACGAGAACGUUUCGCUAUGGUACAACAAUUGCUGGCACUGGCAAUUUCGAAAACUCUUGAUGCUGGCGGAUUGGAAGCGCUACAAAAUAUUGGCUACGAAAUCGGACAAAGUGGUACUGCUGUUGGGUUACAAAUGAAUGAUCAUCGAUCUGGAUUUGAUACGCCAAGUGAUACAUCGGGAUUAUCGAAAGGAGCGCGAAAACGUUUGCGACGUCGCCAGAGGGAAGCACAGCUUGCUAUAACUAAGACGGUUGCGGCGAAGGCGUGCACAGGUUCCUUAACGGAUAAUGGAAAAUCCCAAAAAUCGCAAAUUUCACUGAACGCCGAUAUGACGAAAUCUCUGGGCAUCGAACAAUCACCUCCAAACGUACCUGUACUAUCAGGUAUGCUUUACGAGCUGGCCGUGCAAUUUCGCACUGAAAUUCGCUUAUUGCAAAUGCUUUUCGACUCUGAAUUGGAUCAGAAUUCGAAGGUGGCAAAUAAGGAUCAGCUAAUUGUUGCUGAGAUAACUCUUGCAAACAAUAGUCCAAUAACAUCAGAGGCUUUCAAAUUCAUGCGCUCUGUAAUCCUUAGCACUCUUGAAAAAUAUCAGAAAUUGAAAAAAGCUACACCUAUAUUCUACAGCAUGACCCAUAAUCACACUUACAUAAAUAUUUUAUGCGAAGACGAGUAUUCAUUCCAGUGUUUGAAAGAUUCCACUGGCCGAAUGCAAGCCUUGGGAAGUGUGUGCUUGUAUCCAUUACAGCCAAAUGCAGUUCGAUUGUAUUGUUAUAGCGUUAUUUAUACAGGCAUUAUAAAUGAUCCAAUGAAGUUUCUGUUGCAAGUGCGUUUGCAUGCGCCAAAAAUGCGGACGGAUCACUGGAUUGUGGCAAGCAGCAAAGUGUGCAUAAAAGAAAAGGGAGAAACACAGUUUUUAUUUUUAGUGGACGAACUAUCGGCGCUGGCGUUGGAAUAUCAACAUUGUAAUAGGCUGUUUAUCUGCUUGGAAGAAGCAUCGUUCCACAACCAUGGACAAUUGCCGAAUUUUCUUUAAGUGCUCCAUUUAAGUGGGCACUUUCGAAGUGGAAAGUAUAAUUUACUUCAUAUACAGACAUAUGUUUUAAGUAAAAAACCAAAAUUUUCUUUUACAAAAAUAAUUAUACCUUUGAGCAAAGUAAAAAACCAAAAUUUUCUUUUACAAAAAUAAUUAUACCUUUGACAUGGAUUUCAUAACUCUUA